This is a messenger RNA of Macrobrachium nipponense, 3275 nucleotides long. RefSeq names its product zinc finger protein 572-like. Lineage: Eukaryota; Metazoa; Arthropoda; Malacostraca; Decapoda; Palaemonidae. The record is from RefSeq and is a predicted model, not a curated record. The transcript is spliced from 2 exons. Gene Ontology annotation, molecular function: RNA polymerase II cis-regulatory region sequence-specific DNA binding; DNA-binding transcription factor activity, RNA polymerase II-specific. Bases 221 to 1444 code for a protein of 407 amino acids. Gene Ontology annotation, biological process: regulation of transcription by RNA polymerase II.
GACGCCAUUGACUGCCUUAGUAGUGUAACUUCUAUUAAACGUCUUUUUAUCUUCUAUAAUAAUUGCCAUCUUCAGAAUCAAGACAAUUCUUAAUCAAUCGUAAUAAUUGAUAAAUUUCGAAGACAACUGAUAAUUACUGUAAUAAUAUUAUUUCAAACAGAAGAAAAUUUCUUCAGAUCCUAACAAGGAUUGAGUAUAACACUUAAAACAUCUUGUGAAAAUGGAAGCAGAAAAAUCAUCAUCACUGCUGUUAAUCAAAGAAGAGAACGAGAAUCUGGAGGAGGAUCUUACUGAAAACACAGGGGAAGGCUUUUCAUUUGCAGACCCCUUCUUAGAAGUCAAGGCAGAACCAGAAUUUUUUGACGGUGGGGAAUUUGAUGUGAACUGUUCCUCCCAAGCUAUUAUGUGUGAGGAGUACAGCUCUCCAAGCUGUGAUGAUGAAAGUGGAAAGAAGAUCUGUAUUGCUGAGGAAAAUAGACAUUUGGGUAGAAACAACACAGCAGGGAAACAAAUAAAUUGUCCUGAAUGCCAAAGGACAUUUUCAAAUAUGUGCCAAUUGAAAUCCCACAUAAGAACUCAUACUGGAGAGAAACCAUAUACUUGCUCUAUAUGUCAAAGAAGUUUUUCUCGGUCAAGUACUCUCAAAAGACACAUGAGAAGUCAUACAAGAGAGAAACCCUAUACUUGCUCUAUAUGUCAAAGAAGUUUUUCUCAUCAAAGUCAUCUCAGAGAACACAUGAGAACUCAUACAGGAGAGAAACCAUAUACUUGCUGUACAUGUCAAAGAAGUUUUUCUCAGUCAAGUACUCUCAAAAGACACAUGAGAAGUCAUACAAGAGAGAAACCCUAUACUUGCUCUAGAUGUCCAAAUAGUUUUUCUCAAUUAGGUAAUCUCACAAGGCACAUGAGAACUCAUACAGGAGAGAAACCAUAUAUUUGCUCUCUAUGUCAAAGAAGUUUUUCUCAUCAAAGUCAUCUCAGAGUACACAUGAGAACUCAUACAGGAGAGAAACCAUAUACUUGCUGUAUAUGUCAAAGAAGCUUUUCUCUUCAAGGUAAUCUCAAAGUGCACGUGAGAACUCAUACUGAACAAAAACCACAUACUUGCUCUAUAUGUCAAAGAAGUUUUCAUAAAUCGGGUCAUCUCACAAGACACAUGAGAACUCAUACUGAAGAGAAACUAUUUACUUGCUCUAUAUGUCAAAGAAGUUUUCAUAAGUCGAGUAAUCUCACAAGACACAUGAGAACUCAUACUGAAGAGAAACCAUAUACUUGCUCUAUAUGUCAGAAAAGUUUCUCUCAAUCAGUUAAUCUCAAAUAUCACAUGAGAACUCACACAGGUGAGAAACCAUAUACAUGCUCUGUAUCUCAAAGUUGUUUUUCUUUUCCGGGUAUUCUCAAAAGACACACAAGAAUUCACACUAGACAGAACCUGUUUACUUGAUCUCUGUCCAAUGAGCUUUUAUCAUGUAUUUUAAGUUAAUUAUCUUGACUCCUGAAUCUGUCUGUCCUUAAAUCUUGCAACUCAAUUUUCGACCUGUUCCCUUCGUCUGAUGGACUUGAAAUCUCGCCUGGUCACUCAAUCCUGGUGACAAUACAAUCUUACAGGAUCAGGGCAGCAAUGACCUCUAGUGACCCUUUAGUGACUUCUCACAGCAAAUCCCCAGGAUUUGUCAGAAACUCUUCUUUGGAUUUUUCAUAGCUUCUUUGACUCUGUAGAGUCUGUCUUCAUCCACCUCCCCCUUCACUCCUCUUCCUUCUCCCUCCCCUUCCCUCCUCUUCAAUCCCCCUCCCCCCUUCUCUCAUCUUCCCUCCCCUUCCUCCUUCCCUCCCCUUCUCUACAAGAAAUACAUUUUUCUAUUUCUAAUAGCAUUUCGUUCCAUGUUUGAGGCCUACGCUUUUAUUUCUAUAGAUAUGAUUAUAAUAGUAAGAGAAAAUUCUGAUAUGUUUAAAAAAAUAUAUGUAUUUUUUUUACUUUUUAGUGCAUUUUAAUAAAGGCAUGUUUUAAUUUAUUUCUGAGACUGUCAAAGGACACAAUGGAAACAUUGUAGAGAGAGGAAGUUCUCCAGUACUAAUAUCAAAUAUGUUGGACAAUUUCAAGUGCUUUGAGAUGAAUCAUGCAAACUCAUAAUAUUUUAGAGGGCAAUUAAAUGCACCGAAUGCCGUAAAGGUUUUCAGUAUUCCUCUGCUCUCAAAAUCCUUAUGAGAACCCAUACUGGAGAGAAGCCAUUCAUGUCUCCUGCAUGGCAAAGGAGAUGUUUUGAAUCAAGGUGUCUUAAAAUACAUGUGAAUACUCAUGCUAGAAAGAAGUCAUGCCUGUAUCUGCACUGGGUUCCCAAGAAGUCUUCUUUAUUAGGUCCAUAUUAGAAUGAAUGUGUUAACUGAGAAGAAAGACGACACUCUUCCACAAGUUGUUAAAACGAUUUUCCUCUUGUAGAUUCAUAAGAUAUGUCAGCACCCAUGGAGGAUAAAUAUUGUUCUUUCACACUGCGUGUUGUAUUUUUGUCUUGUAUUCUGCAAAUCAUAGUCAUUGGUUCUGAAUGUCAGACUGUUUUUCAGGUGUCAAAAUGCACAAGCGAAGUCACUCAUCAGAGACGAUCUUCAGUUGCACUGAAAGAUUUGUUAAUGUUUUGCACCCCAAAGUAAGUUGCAAUUGAUAUGGAGAUAAUUCUUGUCUGCAAAAUCUAUAGAAAAAAUGCAACAGCAACCUAAGGGACUAUUAAAGGAAAAACCAUAUUUAUAUUUUUAUGAUCCAAUUCAUGACCAUCAUCAUUGCUGUUAAUCAAAAAGGAGAAGGAGAAUCUAGAGGAGGGUCACUGAAAACGCAGGUGACGCCUCUUCAUUUGCAUGCUAGGUUAAGAAAUUUUCUUGUGUCUUCUUCACUUUUUUGGUUCCUGUGUGCUCUUUGUAUGAUUUCCAAAUGAAGAAUUAGUUUUGUCUUUGGAUGACAUGAAUAUGAAUAGAAAGAUUGAUUUCUUCAUUACAUAUCAAUGAAAAUUAAGUGCAGUUUUAAUUUAUUAUUAUUUUUAAAUGCUCUUAGUUUUAAUCUUUUACAAAGAAUGUGAUACAGCAUUAGUAAGUAAAUCCUAAUACUUUGUAUUAGCUCAUUAAACACAGUGGGCGGUGUAGUAUUUUGUUUUAGGUUAAUCAGUCAAAAGUAUUGAGACUGGACUUGUUUUGUAAAUGAGUGAAGUAACGUAUUAUUCUGGUUAGAUUAAAACCUUUUCUAGUUUUAUUUCAAUGUACAAAUUUUAAAAAAUAUGGUUAAAUAAUAA